GGGAGCACCGCCAGAAGAGCCGGGCUCCGCAGACCGCGCACACACCGCACAGGGGGUUGCUCGCACUCCACGCUCGCCUCCACGCUACCGCCGAGUACGAGACUCGCCGCCUCUCCGUCUACUACCCUUACCCGUCGGGGGCACCACGUCGGUCCGUUGCGCGACGCUCGCUAUUAUGUAAGGGGACGUCGUUCGGUCCGCGUCGUCGACACCGGGGUCAGAGGCAGGCCGAACAGCGGUAAAGGACACGCACUGGACACGCGAAGGGGAGAGAAGCACGCGCUGGAAGGGCGACAUGCGAAGAGACGCGUCGCGCCGGCCGCGUUACGACCACACACAUCCGUGCCACCACGAAUAUCGUAGGGACGACGAGCAGAAAUAAGACGCAAUUCGAGGAUAGAGGAGGAGAGGCAUCGAUGGAACUGAAAAUUCUGUUGUUCGUUCAUGUUGUGGGAAUUUGCUCCGGUUUGCGAGAAGUCCGCAUCCAGAUACCGACGGCCGUGAAGAAAGGUGACUCUGCGAUACUGAACUGCUGGUAUGACACCGAGGGUGAUCUUUUAUACGCCGUCAAGUGGUACAAAGGGGGUCGAGAGUUUUAUCGCUAUGCCCCGAACGAGAUCCCGAUCUUCAAGACUUUCCCCAUCGGGAACUUGACGGUGAAGAAAAGCGAAAGCAACGCGACCCAAGUCGCCCUGACCAACCUGGAGUUGGACGCUGCGGGGGUGUACAGUUGCGAAGUCUCCGCUGAUGCUCCCUCCUUCCAGACGGCCUGUGUCCAAGACACCAUGAACAUCGUAGAAUUACCCUCUCAAGGGCCGUCGAUACUCGGGUUAAGGAGGAAAUACCGGAUCGGCGAUACGCUACGUUUGAACUGCACAUCCGGACGGAGUAAACCCGCGGCCAAUCUCACCUGGUACAUCAACGACCGACAACCGCUGAAGCCGCAUGUCCGCACGUACAGUCCUUUGGACACGAACGAGUCCGAGUGGCAGAUUUCCCAGAUCGGCCUUCAAUUUCUCGUUACGCACGAGCAUUUCGCCGGAGGCAAGUUGAAAAUACGUUGCAGCGCCUCGAUAUACGAUAUUUACUGGCAGAGCACAGAGGUCAGCUUCGAGGAAGACAGGGCACCGCCGAAGGUGAUACAAUACCAGCCAGCUGCGACCAUUGUGGGUAUCGACUAUCUCCAACCACCGCCCAACUUCCAGACCGGUCAGAAGAAACCUGAUGGCCAUGUUGGAGUGAAAGCGGACGCAUCCGUGACACCGGCCAGUGCAGGACAGGAUCAGGAGGAGCAGCACCCCGCCUAUUUCCAAGGAUUACCACGUUUCUCGAGGAUGGGCUGUUGCUGCUGCACGGACGAGCCAUCGUCCAAGGUGGAGCCUCGGACACCGGAAAACGAAGGGAUGUCGUCGAGGCACUCGGACCAGAUUUUCGUCACCGAUCGAUCCUGCACUGAUAUCAUCACUUUGAUCAUUCUGAUCGGUCUGAUCAUCGGUUUUGGUUUCCUGUUGAGCAUCGUUGUUCAGAAAGGAGACGUUUACCGCAUUAUAAAUGGCUACGAUGACUGCGGGAAUGUUUGCGGCCGUGUCACUCCUUCUCAUCCCGAAUUCCAAUGUCCGGAUGGUAAGAAUGGUGACAACACGAAGAAUCCGUACUUGAAGAUCACCAUGGAUGGAAGCGGUGUAAAAACACGCGAGUGCACAAACAAUUGCACCGAUCAACAUAUAGUGUUCCUGAAUCGAUGUGUGCCUAAGGAUUUAUCUGAAACAAUCACUUCUCUGAUCAAUAAGCUCGGUUUGGAUAAUUUUUACAAGGAGGCUUGCAGAGAUCUUACUGUUGCUUGGAGAGAGAUCGUUUACUUAUUGCUGAUUGCUUUAGGCAUUUCAGUGGCUAUUUUGGUUGCCUUCCGUUAUUUAGUACAAUGGGUCGUUUACAUGGUCCUAAUUGGUGUUAUUCUAGUUUGCAUCGGUGGUUCAACGUAUCUCUGGUUUGCUUGGUACGCAGAAAAAAAAGCGGUAGAAGCACACAAAAUACCAGAAGAAGAUUCGAGUGAACAAUCUUACUUCAUUUAUGCAAUCACAUUGACUAUUAUUACGGUCAUCACACUUUUGAUCGUUUUAGUGAUGAGAAAAAGAAUCGCUCUCGUAAUGCAACUGUUCCGUGAAGCAGGAAAAGCUGUUUACGCAAUGCCAGUCCUCCUUCUCCAGCCUAUAUAUACUUAUCUCUUGAUCGGUAUCACUGUAUGUGCCUGGAUUUAUUGCAUGCUUUGGAUAGAAAGCGCAGGAAAUAUUUACAAGAACAAGAAGAAUCACAUCCAUUUCCGGAAAGAUAGCAUUGUGAUUGCAAGUAGAUGGUACAAUAUCUUUUUCUUCUUUGUCACCUGUGAAUUCCUUCUAGGCUGCCAGCAUAUGGUUGUUGCCCUCGCUGUUGCACGUUGGUUCUUUACCAGAAACAAGAACCAACUCUCUCUGCCAGUUGCUCGUGGUUUUUGCUAUCUCACACGAUACCACUUGGGCACGGUCGCAUUUGGUGCACUGAUUAUUGGUAUAGUUCGAUUGAUAAGAGCUAUUAUUUUAUUCGUGCAAAAUCGUCUGAAGCAUUACGAUAAUGAUCUCGUACGGGUAAUAUUAUGGUGCUGCCAUUGCUGUUUCUGGCUCUUCGAAUGCGUUUUAAAGUUUCUCACUAGGAACGCUUAUAUCGAAACAGCAAUAUACGGAUGUAAUUUUUGUAGAGGAGGUAAAAAGGCUUUCCAAGCUUUGUCCAGCAAUAUAUUAAGAGUUGCAGCUAUUAAUAGUGUUGGAGAUUUUGUCCUGUUUUUAGGAAAAGUGUUAGUAGUUACGUUAACAGUUGUUUCAGGAAUUUAUUUAAUUCAGAAGAAAGAAGGACUCCAUUAUCCAUGGAUACCAAUUGCAUUGGCUGGAGUUUUUGCUUUCAUAGUCGCGCAUUGCUUUAUUUCCAUCUAUGAGAUGAUCAUAGAUACGAUAUUCAUUUGUUUCUGCGAAGACUGCGAGAAGAAUGAUGGCAUCAAUAGGCCUUACUUCAUGAGCCGUGGAUUGAUGGAAUUUGUUGAAAAUAGCAAAAAAGCACUCCAAUAUGCGAACCAUCAUGCUGCUGAGUCAUAAAGAUUCGAUUGCUCUUCAAAAGUUUAUUAAACAUUUGGGAAAUGCAAGGAUCUUCAGAUUUACUAUGGCAUAAAACACUGAAAAUGUCUGGCGAAUGAACGUCAAUUCACUAAUCUUGAACAUUUCUUUCAGCCAUAGGCAUCAGUGAAUUUUCCAAAAAUAAACCAAAUGUUUUUCACUUCUAUUU
Messenger RNA from Apis mellifera (honey bee), 3309 nucleotides. Its product is annotated as choline transporter-like protein 1. Lineage: Eukaryota; Metazoa; Arthropoda; Insecta; Hymenoptera; Apidae. Gene Ontology annotation, biological process: transmembrane transport. Bases 417 to 3122 code for a protein of 901 amino acids. The record is from RefSeq and is a predicted model, not a curated record. Gene Ontology annotation, molecular function: transmembrane transporter activity. The transcript is spliced from 21 exons. Gene Ontology annotation, cellular component: membrane.